AUGGCCCUACUUGAAGAGGAUGAGGAAGUGCGACAACACAUAACGGACCCGCCCACAACAAGGUCGCAUUCAUUACCAGCUGCACUGCAGGUUCUGUGUGCACUCAGAACAGUAGAUAAACAACGCCCAAUUAAGGAAGGGUUUUUCGACGAAGAACGUUUCAGGAUUCCUAAUGUGAUAGGAUUGGUUGACGGGAGUCUCAUCGGAAUUAAGACUCCGUCGAAAGACGAAGAAACAUUUGUAUCGAGAAAGAAGGGUCAUGCCAUAAACGUUCAAGGAAUUUGUGACCAUGAAAUGAAAUUCAUAAAUCUAGUUGUGAAAUGGCCCGGGAGUACCCACGAUGCCUUUCUAUGGAAUAACUGUUCUUUGAAUGAGGAUUUCGAAAAUGGGAAUAUUGAUGAUGGAUUGGUGCUCGGUGAUUCGGCGUAUCCGCUGCGACCGUGGCUACUUACACCUAUACUAAACCCCACCAAUGAUGCGGAGGAGUCAUUCAAUGUCCAUCACAGAAGAAUGCGUCGGAUUAUUGAUUGCUGCUUCGGGAAAUGGAAGAUGAGGUGGUUGUGUCUACACAAGUACGGGGGCCUUCUGCGAGUAAAGCUGGAAACCUGCGUUAAUGUCAUCUCUGCAACAGCUGUACUUCACAACAUCUGUGAACAGCAUGGUGUUCCAAUGCCUGUCGAUGCUCCGCCUAAUGAAGAUGAUAACCCAGAGGAGGAUGUCAACCCACCUAAUCCCAACUUCAUGCGCGAAGACGGUGUUCAGGCGAGAAACCAUAUCGUCCAGCAAUACAUUGUACUUUGCUCAUGGCCAGGACUUUAA
Molecule: messenger RNA, 819 nt
Organism: Lineus longissimus
Lineage: Eukaryota; Metazoa; Nemertea; Pilidiophora; Heteronemertea; Lineidae
Product: putative nuclease HARBI1
Exons: 3
Coding region: 1-819 (272 amino acids)
Source: RefSeq, a predicted model, not a curated record